Danio rerio (zebrafish) is the source of this 1173-nucleotide messenger RNA. Lineage: Eukaryota; Metazoa; Chordata; Actinopteri; Cypriniformes; Danionidae. The record is from RefSeq and is a predicted model, not a curated record.
UGAGACUGAAUUUAUAAUUCUUCAAUCAUAAAAAAAAGUCUAUUUUUAAAAGGAUUUCACUUAAAUCCUUUAAUUAUUAUUUUUAUAUUAAAAACAAUUGUUUAAAAAAAAACAGAUGAGGAUCAUACCAAUGAUUUCUUUAAACAUUUGUUACACAAAUACUUGAAGAGUAUACAGCAGUCUGAUUGGCUAGUGCCUUUACUUAUUGGGCUCUUAUUUAAGAGACAAAAACAUCCUAAAGGUGUAACACCAUCGCUGAACACAAUAAAUGGGCUUCACAGGAGAUCAUCAGUAUAGAAAUGAAGGCAACAAUCGCUUUUUUUGUUGUUUUAAAUCUCCUUGGACUUAACACCAGUAUCAGAAAACACUUUUUUGUGACUGAACAAAUGACCUGGAUAGAUGCACAGACGUACUGCAGAAAAUACCACAGUGACCUGUCCACCGUGACCAAAGAAGAAGCACAGCUGCUCUCCAGUAAUACAGAUGCUACAUAUUCAUUUAGCUGGAUUGGGCUUUAUGAAGAUCCAGACCGUGCAGAUGAAUGGAUAUGGUCUGGAGGUCAGGUGGAAGAAGUGGACAACUGGGAUACAGACCAACCAGACGAUAGCUCUGAGAAUUGUAUUUCGCUAAAACAAUUUACUUCUAAGCUGCACGAUACUCUUUGCUCUGAUAUGCUGUCUUUUUAUUGUAUGGAUGCCGUUGAGUCAGUUUUGGUGAGUCAGAAUAAGGCGUGGGAUGAAGCCCUGGACUAUUGCAGACAGCAUUACAUUGACCUGGUGAGUUUAAGCUCAGAGAUGAUUGAGGCAGAGGUUAUAAAUGUCACAGGAAAAUCCCAGACAGAUUUUGUGUGGACUGGUCUGCGCUUCAUGGCUGGUCAUUGGUUUUGGGUCAGUGGUGAAGAUCUUCAAUAUAAAGCCUGGUCUGUGGAGGGGGAACCCAAGUGUCCUGCUGGAAAUCUGCGCUGCGGAGCUCUGGAUAGAAAUAAGAAGGUUUGGAAAGCCAUAGACUGUGAAAAGAGACUUAAUUUUGUCUGCAUCAGGAAGCCCGAAAAGUGAUAUAUAUUUAUUUUUUUUUAAAUAUUCAUAACUCUUAUGAGUAUGAAUAAUUUCAGUCUUGACUGUAUAUACAAAUCUAACAAAUAACUGUUGUCAUUGAAAACACGUUUUAUUUUUU